Molecule: messenger RNA, 1368 nt
Organism: Annulohypoxylon truncatum
Lineage: Eukaryota; Fungi; Ascomycota; Sordariomycetes; Xylariales; Hypoxylaceae
Exons: 2
Coding region: 1-1368 (455 amino acids)
Source: RefSeq, a predicted model, not a curated record
AUGACGCGAAGGCGAGACACCGACUACUCUACUCAUACCGCUAGCACUCGGGAUACGAGGCGGAGCGCCGACUCAUAUGACUCUCGGAGUACCGCCCCUACCUCUCUCUAUGACAGCCCUAGACCAUCCACGAAGGAUUCGGAUUCUCGGGCUGCAAGGCUCCAGUCAGGGUUUUACGAGGAGGACCUGCCUUCAUCCACGAGCAUAUACCCGCGGUCAUCAGUCGACACAUAUUCGUCACAGGCCUCAAGUGAAGAUUAUGAGGAUGACUUGGAGUCGGAAGAGUGUCAGUAUUUCUCGGAUAUUCCCCAGCUACCUGCCUACCGACAUGAGAUCGAGGAUAUCAAUGUCAGACCCUCGACGCCCGAGGACUUCGCCAGCCUGUUUCCGUCUAUGAAUAGAUUGACUAUUCGUCACGACGACUUUACGUCGGAUGGAAACAUGAACCUAAGGGUAGACACAGUCGUUACGGGCAGACGAAAAAAGACCAUACAACUCUUCCACCUACGCAUGUACGAUCUGAACAAGCGCGAGUUUUCUCUCAGGCGGUAUUGCAGAGAUUCUGGACGUGAAAUUUGCAACUCGAAACGCAAAUACGUCGAUACAGCCCGCCCUAACUUACAGCGGUCGGUAUCAACCGCAGUGAAGUCCCUGACGAGACGACCGACGCUCAGCCGCAUCCCCACCAGCGGCUCGGUCUUCUCCUCCAAGAGCAGACCAGGGACAAGCCACUCUGCUGCGGUCGAGGUUGACGACGUCUUUUCCAAUACCCUUACCCGUGCCGAUUCCAUCGAAAGCAAGAAGGAGAAGCCUCGCCCAACGGCUACGAACAUGAUCAAACUCGAGUUCUCCAACUAUGCGCGGGUUGACGUGGUGCGGCGUGGAAACAGGAACACGAAGAGAUACGAGUUCGAAUGGUGGGGUCACAAGUACUCUUGGAAGAGAGUGGUGGACAAGCUCACAGAUUCCGUCUCUUAUCACCUUCUCCGCGAUGGUCAAAACCAUUCACCUGUAGCACACAUCGUGCCAGAAACUCGAUCGCCAAACCAAGUCGAGGCUGACGAGGAAGCCGGCGGUUGGGUACCUCCUUGCCACAUGUGGAUCAGCGACCCUGAGUUGGUCAAAGCUGUGACUGAUGUUGCCGAUGUUGUUGUCGCAACUGGUCUUAUGGCACUUGUUGAUGAUUGCAUCAAGGAACGUUGGCAGACGAAGAAGGUCCGCAAGAUCGGGAUCCCACUCAUGUCCAGAUCCCUGGAUGUUGAAGUCGUCAGCCCAAAGACUUUCAUGCAACACAUGUUUACCCGUCGGAAUUCGGAGCACCAUCCGAGUCCAUUACGCUUCCACCAGCGACCCGUCGCUGCUUACUAA